Aspergillus terreus NIH2624 is the source of this 1440-nucleotide messenger RNA. Its product is annotated as aldehyde dehydrogenase family protein. Gene Ontology annotation, molecular function: aldehyde dehydrogenase (NAD+) activity. Bases 1 to 1440 code for a protein of 479 amino acids. The record is from RefSeq and is a predicted model, not a curated record. NCBI's taxonomy places the organism in Eukaryota, Fungi, Ascomycota, Eurotiomycetes, Eurotiales, Aspergillaceae. The transcript has 4 exons.
AUGGCGACCAGCGAUAUCGAAACCCGGCUCUUCAUCAAUGGCGAGUUCCAGCCGGCCGUUGACGGCAACGUCUUCAAAUUGAUCAAUCCAUUCUCGCAAGAAACUGUUGCAGAGGUCCACGAAGCAAACGAAAAAGAUGUAAACAAGGCCGUCGCCGCCGCCAAAGCGGCGUACCCGGCCUGGCGCGACCUCAGCCCCGUCGACAGAGGUGCCUACCUGCACAAGAUGGCCGCAUUGAUCCGCGAAAACAUGCCAGAAUUUGCCCGACUCGAAGCCCUGUCCACCGGGAAGCCCGUCGCCUCCUACUUCGACGCGCACCUCGCCGCCGAAGUAUUCUCAUACUACGCCGAGGCCGGGUGGAACGUGCAGGGCUCCUCGAGCCUGAACACCCCGGGCCACCUCAACCUCACCAUCAAGCAGCCAUACGGCGUCGUCGCGUGUAUCAUCCCGUGGAACGUGCCGCUGGCCUUCUUUGCCAUGAAGAUCGCCCCGGCCCUGGCGGCGGGCAACGCCGUGGUGCUCAAGAGCAGCGAGAAGGCGCCUUUGACGUCCCUCCUCGGCGCGAGGCUGAUCGAAAAAGCCGGCUUCCCUCCCGGCGUCGUCAACAUCCUCUCGGGCUUCGGCUCCCCCGCCGGCAGCGCGCUGGCGUCGCACAUGGAAGUGCGCUGUCUCAGCUUCACGGGGUCCUCGUUCACGGGGCAGAAGAUCCAGGCGGCGGCGGCGACGUCGAACAUGAAACACGUGCACAUGGAGCUGGGCGGCAAGUCGCCGGCGAUCAUCUUCGACGACGCGGACCUCGAGAGCGCGGCGCAGCAGACGCAGUUCAGCAUCCAGCUCCUCAGCGGCCAGACCUGCAUGGCCAACUCGCGCGUCUACGUGCAGGACACCGUGGCCGAGAAGUUCCUCGCGCUCUUCAAGGACAAGUUCGGCGGCAAUGCGCGGCUCGGGAACCCGCUCGAGCAGAGCACCUCGCACGGCCCCCAGGUCGACGGCAUCCAGUACAACCGCGUCAAGUCGUAUCUGGCCAUCGGGGAGAAGGACGGCAAGCUCACGCUCGGCGGGGACGGAGGCGAUGGCUACUUUGUCAAGCCGACGGUGUUUGAGGACGUGCCUGAGGACUCGCGCAUCAUGAAGGAGGAGGUGUUUGGACCCGUGGUGGUCAUCAACACGUUCAAGACGGAGGAGGAGGCCAUUGAGAAGGCGAACAACACCGAGUUUGGCCUGUAUGCGUCCGUCUUCACCAAGGACAUUGACCGGGCCGUGCGCACCUCCAAGCUGCUCGAGGCGGGGACGGUGGGCGUCAACUGCACGAGUCCGACGGUCGCGCGGGAUAUGCCCUUCGGUGGGUUCAAGAUGAGCGGAGUUGGUCGCGAGGGCUACAUGCAUAGUUUGGACAACUAUCUGGAGACAAAGACGAUUCUGAUCCGGACUAGCUCGUGA